Messenger RNA from Neospora caninum, 1023 nucleotides. RefSeq lists its product as hypothetical. The record is from RefSeq and is a predicted model, not a curated record. Bases 1 to 1023 code for a protein of 340 amino acids. The transcript has a single exon. NCBI's taxonomy places the organism in Eukaryota, Apicomplexa, Conoidasida, Eucoccidiorida, Sarcocystidae.
AUGGCUUCAGGAUUCCUAGACCCUAGAAACAGACCCGUAGCUUCUGCGUCGUAUUCUUUGUACAUUGCUGACGGGCGCUCACCGAUUUCCCCUUGUAGGGGUGUAGCGGCAGCGGGGCAUAUUCCUGAGCAUUUUCAGUGCACAGAUGUCUCGACACUCUCCCCUAGUUCGUGCGAAGCGACAGUCGCUGAAAACCCGGACGCGCACUCUACCUCAAACAGCGAGGAUACCCUGUUUGCGACUGGAGACUCUCGCCUUCCGCCGUUCUUUGGGGCCCAGCCGGUCACGGCGCCGCGCGACGAGGGACGGGUCGCGGAGGAGAGUCGAAGCGUCUCACUGACAGGCGGCAAUCCGGCAUCUCCACAUUCGGCCUUUCGACAGCAUUUGGCCGUUAAAAACACAGACACCGGACCCGUGGAGAAACUGCGGCGCGAGGAGAGACACUUUGGAACGGCGUUUUCCGAAUCAGUCGGGAGAGUCGGGGGGAAGGACCGAGACGCGGCGCUCGCCGUGGUUCUGAGGGCCCAGAUGGCGGCAGACAAGAGGCGAGACGCCGAAGAGAGAGCUCAACGCGAGAAAGCUGAAGUGAAGGCGCGCCAGUUGCGCCUGCAACAAAGUUUGUGCCAUAUUGAGGGCUUGAGAAAACGCGAAGCAGCCAGAUCCUUAGACGCACAGAUACAGCUGAGUCCGCCUCACAUGGACCGAGCCGCCGUAGCCCGCCUCAGUGAGGCCAACCUUCGCAUUCCGCCGCCUAGAGUUCCGUGCGUUGGAACGCAUGUGCCAGCUCUCCCGAGAGGCGCAAGCAGGUGUACCUACUUGGGGGAACACAACUGCCACGGGAACCAUGCGAAGAAAUACAAAUACGAGGAUCGGCGCCGUCCCCUCGUCCUUGUGGCUACGGCCAUGGCCGCGACCACCCACACGGGCGCGUUUCUGGAUUCGGGAAGAAAACUAACCUCCCGUUCGGCCCACCUAGGGGGGACGCCCUCGAGAGACCAGCACGCAGCAGUUCCCCGAAGAUAG